AUGUCGAAUUUUCCAACAGAUUCGCGGAGGCUGUUCGUUUUGCAACGCCCAAAUGUCGAACAUGUAGCUGCCAUGCAAAUGCUGCCAUUGGCCACAUACAGACCUGUGAACGCGUUGCCAGUUCUUUUUAACAUGGGCAGCAUGCAGCCAGUAAUGGCACAGAAUGUUCCUUUUAACCAUAGCUUCAUUCCUCCGGUUACUUCUGUUACGUCCUUACAAAUAAUGAUAAGGGACUCGCAGAUUCCUGUUUCGUCCAACAGCAACAAUGAAUCUGAGCUUCAUUUACAGGGUUCAUCUGAACAUGUCCAAUCCGAAAAAGCAUCAACAUCAACAUUGGAAUUCACAAGUAUGAACGACUCCUGCACUCAGACCACUAAUGAAAUCUCAUCUGAUGAAGUCUCUCCUCUGCCAUUGCCGAUAACACAAUCUAAACAAAAGGAACUUGUUGAUAGUAAUGAAACAGUGACUGAACAAACAGUGACAAGUGACGAAACAGUGACUGAAAAAGAACCAGUUCGUCAUGAAAUAAAUUUCAAACUAUCAAAUAAUAUUCCUGAACCUUUGACUCUUGAAAGAAACCCUGAAAAUUACCCCUCAACGAGUACUCAAAAUGUCACCCAAGAGCAGUCAAACUCUGAAGUACAAGCUAUUAAUGUGAACUUAAGCGUAGAUUUCAGCAUGCUAAGUCCAAUAAUUGUGAAAUAUAUCUCUGAAAUUUUAAAGACUGACCAAUCGGCGGAAACUGUCAAUAAACUUUUACAGCCCGAGAAUUCUGACCUGCUUAAAAAUAUCAAGUAUGACACGACUGUGAAAGCACUCAUAGCAAACGGAAAAUUUAUAGAGAUGGACUCUGAAUCAAUGCUGAACGGAGAAAAUGUUGCGUCUGAAAUAAGUUUAGAUGGUAAUCAAAGUAGCAGUUCCUUAAUUAAACAGUGUGAACAACAAGCAAAGUCAGGAGUCGAAUUAACUGGAUCAACGCUAAACAGAAUAGAUUCUGAAAAAAUACGGAACGGAAGAAAUGUUGCACUCGCAAUACGUUCAGGUCUUAAUCCGAUUAGAAAUUUUCUAAACCAGGAGGGUGAAGAAAAUCUGAAGUCAAGAGUUGAAGCAUUUGAUACUGAAUUAGCUUUCCAGAAAAGUUCGUCUGUUAACAAUUCAAAAGGCUUAACUGAAGAUUCACGUUCAAACUUAUCUGCUACUGAUUUGACAUUUUCAAAAAAAUCAAAAUCGAAGACAAAUCCGGAUAAGUUAUAUAACUUCUUAUCGAGUAUAAACUCAAAUCAAGAUAAUAGUUUGCCAAACUUCCAGGGUCAAAAUAAGACAUCAGUUACUAAAAACUCCUCAUCAGCUAUACACGAAAGCUGUUCCAGAAAGUGCACUAAUGAUCCUUUUAAAGAUUCAUCCUUUACUCAGAUAAAUGAAUUAGAUAGUUUGCAUUCAAAUGCUCAAAAUAUAGCUUAUGAUUUGACUUUUAAAGCGACAGAAAGGAAAACAAGUCUUCAUCAAUUUUCUACUUCUACAUUCAAAAGGAGUCCAAUUAAAAUUACAAAAUCAGUUAAGAGUUUCAGUAAUAGAGAAGAAAAUUACACUUCGACUCAUUUUAAUCACAAAUCAUCUCUAAAGUGUGAAAAAACAUUGAAGCGUAAAUCUGUAUUUUCACCUGUUGCAAAUAGUCAUGAAGAAGUAGGUCCAGUUGGUGAAUUCUGCUACGAUUUAUCUCUAACGUGUGACAAAGCAGUGGACUAUAGUUCUGCACGCGUUGUUGUAAAUGCUAAUAAACAGAAAAGCCAGAAUGUAGAUACCUACCUGACUGCCAAGUUUAGCAACGAUUCGUCUUUAACCCCUCCGUCUUCGUCCUCUGAUUGCUUAAUGGAGAGUCGGAUAAAUUCUCCAUUUCCAGAUGUUCUUCCGGAUAUAGUUCCAAGUAAUGCUACCAAAGAACCGAUACCAAAAUUAAAAAUAAAAAGGUUGAACGAAGCUGACAUUCAGUCGUAUUUUGAACCUUCAAAGAAAUUUAAACCAAAGUGGAGAAUAAACAGAGAUAAUACUGAAAGCUUAUCUGUGUCUAAAAGUAAAAGUUCUCAUGAAGUGGAUGAUGAUAUAGACCUAACAUCUGCAGAGUCAUCAAACGAUGAGCCACCUAGGAAUGUUAAAAAGCUUAAACUACGCAGGUCUAAGAGAAAUAAAGACAUCAAAAGUGGAAAAAAGUUACUGAAUCCAGCCAAAGAGGCUACUUCGCCAAUUUUGGAAAAUCCGGGAAAACCUCAAAAAAUUCCGGAUGUUAAUGAAGUGAUGAACUGUGAAAAACUAUGCUCAUCAAAUCUAGAACGUAAUGUUGGGAUGUCAAUAUCGUUACCCUCAGAGGAUGUUUCGUUUUGUUCAUUAACUUCACCGGAAUCAACUUCAUCCUACGAUUUGCCUUUAAAAACUGUGACUGAAGAAACUAAUAACCUGGAUUGUUCCAUUAAGCGAAAACGAGGGCGUCCCAAGAAAAAGGCAUCACAUCAAGCUAAAAAUACGUCUUUAAUGAAUUCCGAAAAUUUAUGCUCACCAAAUCCAGAACAUAAUGUUGGGGAGUCAAUAUCUUUACCCUCAGAGAAUUUUUCGUUUUAUUCAUCAGCUUCGCCGGAAUCAGCUUCAUCCUAUGAUUUGCCUUUAAAAACUGCUACUGAAGAAACAGAUAACCUGGAUUGUUCCGUUAAGCGAAAAAGAAUGCGUCCCAGGAAAAAGACUUCACAGCAAGCUAAAAAUACGUCUUUAAUGAAUUGUGAAAAUUUAUGCUCACCAAAUCCAGAACGUAGUGUUGGGGUGUCAAUACCUUUACCCUCAGAGAAUUUUUCGUUUUAUUCAUCAGCUUCGCCGGAAUCAACUUCAUCCUAUGAUUUGCCUUUAAAAACUGCUACUGAAGAAACAAAUAACCUGGAUUGUUCCGUUAAGCGAAAAAGAGGGCGUCCCAGGAAAAAGACAUCCCAGCAAGCUAAAAAUAAGUCUUUUAUGAAAUACAGACAACUCCAAAAAUCCAACUCCAAGAACGAUCCGAUUCAUUCACCUUCAGAAAAUUUGAAUACAUGCGACCAUCUUAAACUUAAAAUCAUUACGUUACCCAUUGAAACAGUACACAGUUCCAGCAAUGAAUCAAAUGGCACACUAAAACAUAAAUGUGGAAUUAUAUCCGAGGAAAAGGACUCUGUAAAGAGUCAUGCAACCCACACUAUAAAUGUCGCUUAUCGUGAAACUCUUUCAAUUGGCCCAAUGCAGUGUGAACCAAAAGCUAAAUCCAUGCACAAUGAACAUUUUUGCAAGAAUUUAAUGAAUAUUCAAACUACCUCGAAUUCUGGUAAUAUCUCUGAUGAUAAUCAACUGAAAAGUAAAUCUGUGAAAAUCCCACCUAUAAUAUACUUGAGUGACGAUUCCACUAGCGAUGAGUCUUGUGAAAUUAUCUCAAAUCCUGAUGCUCUCUCUUUUCAUCAAGUGCAAUGUAAAUCUGAAUCUACGCCAGAUCAGAAUGACCUUCCUGUUGUAACUAUCACAAGUCCGAACGAUGCCUCAAUUGAGGAAAUCCAACAUACACAGGAUGCUUCAAAAUGUGGUGAUUCUGAGAAUAAUAAAACACCUUUUGCAGAAAUCUCAAGUACUAACAUUGAAAUUGACAGUAUAAAGAAAAAUCAUCUUAAGCCUGAAACCAUUACACCACCUGUUGCCACCAUGCAGAGUUCUAACAAUGCAUCAAAGGACGAAAAUGAAUAUGAAGUUAACUCCGAGCAAAUGGAUCCAAUAGAGAAUAGCACAAUUCCCUCUGAAACUGGCGCAAAUCACGACACUUUUUCAAAAAUGCAGGAUGAACCGCAUGCUAUAUCUGCACAAAAGGAUUUUCUUAACUCGUUCUCAAUGCUUAUUGAAACUGCCUCCGAUUCUGAUGAUAUCUCCAUUGAUAAUCAACAAAAAAGUAAAUCUCUAAAAAUACCACCAAUAAUAUACUUAGAUGAUGAUACUACUACCGAUUUGGAGAACUCAACUGAUUUGGGGAUAGAAAAUCAGAAUAUUACGAAUAAGAAAAUACAUUAUGAAAAUGUGGACGUUAUAGAAUCUUCCGAUUUAAAAACUUUUCACAAUUCAGGCAACAACAUCCAAGAUAUUGAUCUCGACAAUUCACCAAAUUUGAAGCAAGAAAAUCAGAAUACUACAAAUAAGGAAAUGCAUUAUGAAAGCAUGGACGCUGUACAAUUGUCUGAUUUAAUAACGUCACUCAAUUCAGCCAACAACAUCCAAGAUUCUGAUCUGAACAAUUCAACAAACUUGAGUCAAGAAAAUCAGAAUGCUACAAAUAAGAAAAUGCAUUAUGAAAGCAUGGACGUUGUAAUAUUAUCUGAUUCUGAAACAUCACCCGAUUCAGCCAACAACAUCCAAGAUACCAAUCUGGACAAUUCAACAAACUUGAGGCAAGAAAAUCAGAAUGCUAAAAAUAAGAACACUCAUUAUGAAAGCAUGGACGUUGUAAUAUUAUCAGAUUCUGAAACGUCACUCAAUUCAGUCAACAUCCAAAUUAGUUCAUCGGAAAUCAAUGACAAUGAUAAGCUUUCGUACAAUGAAAUUAAUUCAUCUAUUCACAAAAAAGGCGGUAUGCUUCCCCAGUCAAAUAAGAAUCUGUCACAACCCACGAUUACUUCACCACCUUCAGUUGUUCAAGUCGCUCAAGACCCUAACUUACCUUUUGAAACACGAGUAAAUACUGUCUUGAAAACAAAACGCAAUGUGACAAAAAACAGAGCUAAACGUAACUCAUCAAAAGCCAUUGAUGAUAAAAAACUUCCUAAGAAGCAAUAUGAAUUAUCUAUUCAUAAAAGCAGCAUAAAGCUUCCCUCUAUAAAUGCUGAUCAAAAAACUUCCGCUCCUUCAACACUUGCUAACAGCACUAUGAAAAUGAAGCAAAAUUCAUCCAAUAAUGUUAAAUAUAACAGAGUUGAAUCAUCCAUUCGUAAAAAACGUGUUACUUUUCCGCCUGCUAAUAACGCCAAACCCCAAUCAUAUCCCGCCUUUAAUCCAACACCUGGGAUUAUCCCUGCAACUGCGCACCGAUGCGUUGAAACCCAAACUGAUAACGUAAUGAAAAUGCUGCACAAGUCAACUAGCAGUAUUUUAAGUAAUUCAUUGAAAUCCUCUGAUAAAGUAAUUGUAAAACAAAGUGAGCCAUACGUCCAUAAAAAAGCACCCAUGCUUACAGUUAGAGCAAAACCGCACCGAUGCGUUGAAACCCAAACUGAUAACGUAAUGAAAAUGCUGCACAAGUCAUCUAACAGUAUUUUAAGUAAUUCAUUGAAAUCCUCAGAUAAAGUAAUUGUAAAACAAAGUGAGCCAUACGUCCAUAAAAAAGCACCCAUGCCUACAGUUAGAGCAAAACCGCACCGAUGCGUUGAAACCCAAACUGAUAACGUAAUGAAAAUGCUGCACAAGUCAUCUAACAGUAUUUUAAGCAAUUCAUUGAAAUCCUCUGAUAAAGUAAUUGUAAAACAAAGUGAGUCAUACGUCCAUGAAAAAGCACCCAUGCCUACAGUUAGAGAAAAACCUGCUAAUCACUUGAAAUCACCUUCAAAGCCGCGUAAGUCAAAGACUGGUGUUAGAUCGGCAACUAUGAAUGAAAUAAUAUUUUCUGAUGCUGCCACUUGCGAAGAAAAAUCAAAACGAUUUUUUAAAAACAGAGCGAGAAAUAACAAAGACAAGAGCGAUAGUUGUGAAUCUAACAUGCCGAUUUUAUACCCUGAAAUUACUAAUGGCAAUCCAAAUGGUCCGCAGCAUAAUUUUGAUGAAGUAUCUUCACCUAACGAAUCCACAUUAUCAUUAGUAGCUUGUUUGGACCUCCAAGAAUAUUUUCCAAGAUGUCCAACUAUUUCAUCUUGCCAGAUUCCAACAUCUUCUGAGUCUCCAUCGCUUCGGCAAACUACAACUACCUUUGAUGAUUUACCAGCGCCUCUCUUAGCGGACCAGAUUUCCGGAAUUCAUCAACGAAAUGAAGAUGAGUUAAGGGCGGAACUUUUAGGAUCAUGCUCACGGAUAAAUGAAUCGAUUCUUCCAAAAAAGUCGCCUAACUGCAAUCCAGGUAGUAGCAUUGAUUCCAAAACAGAAUUUCGUUUCGCAGUAGGAGUGAAUGAGGAAACGGAUAAUGAUAAUGAAAUCCACAGCUGCACCAGAAACAUCGCUCAAAGUUCUCAAGAAAACAAUCUAUUUUCAAAGCAAAUUAACACUUGUGCCAACUUCGACGGUGAAGAUGCUUUGAUGCCCAAACCAAAGCAUGAGAAUGAAUCUGGAGAUAAUAUACUUGCACCAAAUGGAGAUCCCAAGAAGAAUGAAGCAACUAUUGCCCCCAAAGGAACUUCUGAUGACCUAGAACAAGAAAUAUCCCAGAUUUGGAUUAAUAAUGCACAAAACGUUGAGAGUAGCCGCAAUGUGAAAAAUGUUUAG
Molecule: messenger RNA, 6456 nt
Organism: Parasteatoda tepidariorum (common house spider)
Lineage: Eukaryota; Metazoa; Arthropoda; Arachnida; Araneae; Theridiidae
Source: RefSeq, a predicted model, not a curated record